Messenger RNA from Puccinia triticina, 984 nucleotides. RefSeq lists its product as uncharacterized. Gene Ontology annotation, cellular component: COP9 signalosome. Bases 1 to 984 code for a protein of 327 amino acids. The record is from RefSeq and is a predicted model, not a curated record. NCBI's taxonomy places the organism in Eukaryota, Fungi, Basidiomycota, Pucciniomycetes, Pucciniales, Pucciniaceae. The transcript has 7 exons.
AUGGGAGAUGUACACGACCUGGACCACAUCAAGCUCGAUCUCAACGACCAUCCCGCGUCCUCCUCGUCGGCCGCGCCGGCCAAGCCGGCCCAGAACCCGGCAAGCCGGAUCCAGACGGCCAAGAUCAACCAUAAGCUGGAGUACUAUCUCGCCCUCGUCGGCGCCUCCAAGGGCGUCGCGCUCACCAAGCUCGUCGAGGACCUGUUGGGCUCCGCUGGGAUCUAUUUGGCCUCCCAUCCAACGGACGCAUCCUACCACGAGCUGCUCGAAAUAUUCGCCUACGGAACGUGGAAGGACUACCGACAGCGACAAGCCCACUUGCCCAAGCUGAACGACCAGCAACUCGCCAAGCUGAAACUGCUAUCAAUCCUCACCCGAGCCUCGCAUUCCAGAAUCAUUCCGUACAGCGAGCUAAUGGAAGAGCUCGAGAUCGGCGAGACCCAGGCGCUAGAGGAGCUGAUCAUGGACGGGAUAUACAGCGGGCUGCUCGGGGGGCGUCUGGACCAGAAGUAUUCGCGGCUGGAGGUGGAGACGAGUGUGGGGCGGGACGUGAAGCUGCGGCCGCUGGGCGCCUCCUCCGCUCUACCCAAGAGCACGCAGGACGGCGACGUGGACAUGGACGCCGCCGACGCCCCCGGAGUCUCGCACGACAACACGCUGGCCAAGCUGCACGCUCAACUCGCCGAUUGGCGCGACUGCUCCGCCAGAGUCAUCGAGCAAUUGGACGCCCAGAUCAGCCUCAUUCGCCAGAAAGACCAAGCGAAGCUGGAGCACCAGGCAGCCCACAGCGCGACGGUCGAGGCGCUCUCCCACUCCGUGUAUUCCUCGGUCAUGUCGUCCUCUUUGUCUGGCCAUCACAAGUUCGGCCGCAAAGGGAAAGACAAAGACGCCGUCGACGCGCCCCUUUCGAGCGACCAUCAGAUGGACAUCGACGAGCACGAUGCCGGGACGAUCAGCAAGACUCGAAAACGAACUAGACCUUGA